This is a messenger RNA of Capsella rubella, 1512 nucleotides long. RefSeq names its product sulfite exporter TauE/SafE family protein 1. Gene Ontology annotation, cellular component: Cul4A-RING E3 ubiquitin ligase complex; membrane. Bases 71 to 1387 code for a protein of 438 amino acids. Lineage: Eukaryota; Viridiplantae; Streptophyta; Magnoliopsida; Brassicales; Brassicaceae. The transcript is spliced from 5 exons. Gene Ontology annotation, biological process: protein ubiquitination. The record is from RefSeq and is a predicted model, not a curated record.
AACAAAAACAAAAACAAAAAAGCCUAAACACUUUUGAACAGUUUCACACAAAUCCCCAUAACCAGAGAAUAUGGUGAUCAGUUUAGUCCCUCUACUCCUCUCCUUGAUCACCAUAUUCACCAUCUUCAACCCAUCUGCCAUUGCACUAGUAUCUAAAGCAACCGUGGACCAAACCCAAAUCCUCAACACAACAAGCCAAUGGUUCCAUCUCCCGCCGGAUCUCAACCAAUACACUAUAGGAUUCUCUGUUCCCACAAUGAUCGCCGCCGUUCUCUCCUUCAUGGCCGCCUCUAUCUCCAGCGCCGGAGGAAUCGGUGGCGGUGGUCUCUUCCUCUCGAUCAUGACAAUCGUAGCUGGUCUCGAAAUGAAAACAGCGUCUAGCUUCUCUGCUUUCAUGGUAACGGGAGUCUCUUUAGCGAACGUUGCAUGCAAUAUCUUCGUGAGAAACCCUAACUCAAGAGACAAGACCUUAAUAGAUUUCGAUCUAGCUCUCACUGUCCAGCCGUGUCUGCUUCUUGGAGUAAGUGUUGGUGUGAUAUGUAACCGUAUGUUCCCUAACUGGCUUGUGUUGUCGCUCUUCGCUGUGUUUCUUGCGUGGUCAACGAUGAAGACUUGUAAAAAAGGGGUUUCUUAUUGGAAUUUGGAGUCGGAGAGAGCCAAGAUUAAGAGUAGUAGGGAAGAUGAUGGGAUCGAGGCAGCGAGAUUGCCGCUUCUGGUAGAAGGUGAUGGAGAUAGAGGAAUGGUUAGGAUUCCAUGGAUGAAGCUUGGAAUUUUGGUGAUUAUUUGGUUAUUGUUCUUCUCCAUUAAUCUUUUUCGAGGAAACAAAUACGGUCAGGGUAUUAUAUCUAUUUUGCACUGCCUGAGGCCAGGCCAUCUACCACCUUUUGUUGGCUUCAGUGACAAUGUUCAAAGCAACCACACACCACAUAAUGACCAAGACUCUGAAAAGGAGAUUGGAUCGAACAAGUUUAUGCUUCCAGUAAUGGCUCUGUUGGCUGGAGUUUUGGGUGGCCUUUUCGGUAUUGGCGGUGGAAUGCUCAUUAGUCCUCUUCUUCUCCAAAUCGGUAUUGCUCCUGAGGUAACUGCAGCGACAUGUUCUUUCAUGGUUUUGUUUUCUUCAUCAAUGUCUGCAAUUCAGUACUUACUACUAGGCAUGGAACACGCUGGAACUGCGGCGAUAUUCGCUUUGGUCUGCUUUGUAGCGUCCCUGGUCGGACUAAUGGUGGUUAAGAAGGUUAUAGCCAAGUACGGGAGGGCUUCAAUCAUUGUGUUUGCAGUAGGUAUCGUCAUGGCACUCAGCACUGUGCUGAUGACAACUCAUGGAGCUCUUAAUGUCUGGAAUGAUUUUGUCUCUGGUCGCUACAUGGGUUUCAAAUUACCCUGUUAACCAAAACUAAAUAAAUCCACUUCAUGAACAUGUUUCAUUUGGUCUCUUGAAUCUUGAAUGGUUAAGCCUAGCAAAAUCUUGUACUUUACUAUCAAUAAGAGAGUUUUUGUUGCGUAACAUUUUAA